This is a messenger RNA of Physella acuta, 813 nucleotides long. RefSeq names its product endoglucanase-like. The record is from RefSeq and is a predicted model, not a curated record. Lineage: Eukaryota; Metazoa; Mollusca; Gastropoda; Physidae.
AUUAGGUACCGCAGAACUGUGGCCACAUACAAAUUAGUUUAGGCUUGAUUGGAAAGGCAAAGAAGUUAGAACGAUGAGGAAUUAGGCCUAUAAAUAAGACAAUUUAAAGUCGGAAUAGGCGAAAUAGAAAAUAUUCAGGUUAGAAAAAUGAAACGCUUUGCGUUGUUUGCUUUAGGAAUCAGCUUUGUUGGUUUGGCGUGGGCGGAGCAGAAGUGCACGAGAGAUGCUAACGGAAUUCUCCGAUUUAACGGACAACCGUGCGCUAGCACAACGCGAUAUGAUGACGGACACAGAGGGGCGUGCGGCUGUGGACCACGAGGAACCGAUACACCAUUUGACUGGAAUAUGGCUGACCACGUCACAGCCCCUAACGGCAAGUUUUUUGAUGACGGGGGUGACAGUUCUUGGUGUGGGCGUAACUGUGGUGCCUGUGUCAAGCUAACGCCAACAGGGGGAUUUGUGCCAGGACUAGGCAGACCACCCGGCAACCAAAGCCCCGUGAUUUUCAUGGUAACCAACGACUGUCCUAUAGAUGGCAACUUUGAAUGGUGCGGCCAAUCUGGCAAACCAGGCACAAAUAACCCAAACACUCAUGGAUAUGAAGUUCACUUUGACCUUCAGAACAACAGGGGUCAAGUUACCAAUGGCCUGGGCUGGGACAAUCCAGAAGUGACGUGGGAAAAAGUUGCCUGCCCUGGUGACAUGGCAUCCAAAUAUUCACAAUGUGAAUGUCAUUGAUUCUCUCAGAUGGAAAUAUUUUUCUUGAAACUAUCAAUGUGGUAUUGAAAAAAUAAAGAAUAAAAUUUUGAAAAC